AUGGAGGAAGGGGCGGCGGCGGCCGCUGGGUGUCCUGCAGGGGUCCCCGAGGCCCAGAAGUGUUCGGACGCAGAUUCGAACUCCGACCAGGAGAAAGAAGGAACCCAUAAGCUUGGAGAACUGGGCAAGGACACCCUCUACCUGAGGUCUUGCUGGGCCCACAGCGUUGUGCCUGCUUCCUGCUUUCUGCGCCAAGGGAGCACCCCAGAGCUCAACCUGCAGCACCGUGGCCUGGGGCCCCAGGCUGCCCAGGCUCUGGCUUCUGUGUUGACCUCCAAUCCCUACAUCAAGCGGCUGGAACUUCGGGACAGUGGGUUCUGUGGGGCCGGCACGGAGGCCCUGGCAGGUGCUCUGAGCAAAAGCAGUAUCUGUGAUGUGGACCUGUCGGAGAACCAGCUGGGAGUGGUGGGAGCCUGGGCUGUCUGUGCUGCCCUGGCGGUGAACCCGGCUGUGCAGAAGGCACAGCUGGCAGGGAACGGCCUGGAGGAGCAGGUGACCCAGUACCUUGCUGAACUCCUGCUGGCCCACACAGGCCUGAAACCCCUGCACCUGAGCUAUAACCAGCUGAAUGACCAAGCAGGGGAGAUGCUUGGACCAGCCCUGGCAGAAAACACAGGACUCACUGAGCUUAACAUAAGCUGGAAUUACCUGCGAGGCCCAGGAAAUGUAGCCUUCGCCAGGGUACUAGAGUCAAACAUCUUCCUGAAGGUCUUGGACAUCUCGUAUAAUGGCUGUGGGGAUCCAGGAGCCUCCGCACUGGGGGGGCUCAAGACCAACAACAUGUUGGUGGAGGUCUACACGAGCAACAACCGCAUCUCUGCAGUGGGAGCCCUGAGCCUGGGCCUGCAGGUCAACCAGACACUGAGGAUUCCUGUGUCCAGGAAUCCCAUGCGAAGUGAAGGCUGCUUUGCUGUUCUCAGGUCUGUCCAGGCUAAUCCACUGUCUGCCCUAGAGCUGCUGGAUUUUUCUGAUAUCCAUGUGAACAGAGAGUUUGAUGACCUCACCAGCUCAGUGAAAGUCACUCUUCCAGGGCUUUGCAUAACUGCCCACAGAGUGGAGUACAAAAAAGAAUUCCUGCCCAUCUUCACACCGUCUGAAUGA
Molecule: messenger RNA, 1101 nt
Organism: Lipotes vexillifer (Yangtze River dolphin)
Lineage: Eukaryota; Metazoa; Chordata; Mammalia; Artiodactyla; Lipotidae
Gene: LRRC74B
Product: leucine rich repeat containing 74B
Molecular function (GO): protein binding
Source: RefSeq, a predicted model, not a curated record